Theobroma umbraticum is the source of this 1073-nucleotide messenger RNA. RefSeq names its product allene oxide cyclase, chloroplastic-like. Gene Ontology annotation, molecular function: allene-oxide cyclase activity. Gene Ontology annotation, biological process: jasmonic acid biosynthetic process. The record is from RefSeq and is a predicted model, not a curated record. Lineage: Eukaryota; Viridiplantae; Streptophyta; Magnoliopsida; Malvales; Malvaceae.
CCCUCAGUUUCUCAUCAAAUUCCUUCACUUUUUUUCUUCCCAAUCACACUCACAAAAGCAAAAGCAAAAAAAGCAUCGGCAAUGGCUGCCUCAAGCUCUGCUUUAGGAGCUACCAUUUCUCCUGUGAAACUAGGUAACCCCAGAUCAUCAUCGAACUUGACCAAUUCUCUGCUGCCAGCUCCAUCUUUCAAGCUCAUCAAAAACCCAUCUUUAACUCAAAGCCACAAGCUUUUUGCAUCAAACUGCAACAUUUUCUCAGUUCCCAAACGAUCUUUCACUUGCAAAAGCCAGGCUAUUCCUUCUGAUAACUCAACACCUAGCAAAGUUCAAGAAUUAUAUGUUUAUGAGAUCAACGAGAGAGAUCGUGGCAGUCCAGCUUAUCUUCGUUUGAGCCAGAAACCUGUUAACUCUCUUGGUGAUCUUGUCCCUUUUAGCAACAAAAUAUAUACCGGAGACCUGCAGAAACGGAUAGGAAUAACAUCGGGUAUAUGCAUUUUAAUCGAGCACAAACCGGAAAAGAAAGGUGACCGGUACGAGGCGAUCUUCAGUUUCUACUUUGGAGACUACGGUCACAUAGCGGUGCAGGGGCCGUACUUGACUUACGAGGACACAUAUCUGGCUGUCACCGGUGGGUCGGGGAUCUUUGAAGGUGUCACCGGUCAGGUUAAGCUGCAGCAAAUUGUUUUCCCUUUCAAGAUUUUCUACACCUUUUAUUUGAAGGGCAUUGGUGAACUUCCCGAAGAGCUGGUUUGCAAGCCUGUCGAGCCCAACCCAGGUGUUGAAGCCACCCCAGCUGCUAAAGCUUGUGAGCCACAUGCCACCGUUGCUAAUUUCACUAACUAAUUCUAAUAUUAAACUUAUAUAGUUUGACAAUUUCCAUUGCUAUGCCAGCUUUUUGAGUCUAAAGCUUUUUAUCUUGUUUAGUACUUGUUAUUUUUCUCUCUUUAUAAUCUUUUGUUAUGGGUAUAAAGUAAGAUUAGAAAGAAAUAAUGUGGUAGUCCUUUCUAAAGUCUUGUGUAAUGGGAUGAUUUUAGGCUUUUAAUUAAGCCAUUUGGAGUACCUUUUUGAUUGCA